ACUGCUAAAUCUUUAUAUGGCCCUACCAAUUUGAAUUUUUCAGUUCCAUUAAUUCCUCCAGACAUUGCUUCCUCAUGAGUCAUUCCAUAGUUCUCAAUAUACAAAAUAAUAAUAAUAGUAAUAAAUCCUCAGAGCAUGACCAAAACAGAGCCGUCAAAACAAAAGUCCCCGCUAUUCAAGGUUGUACGUGCAGACUCUUAUGAAGGCAAUUCUUUUGACUAGAAAGAAAGCGGUAAAAGUGUCACAAAGGUACAAGUAACAAGCAAGGAAUUUCUUUCACAAACUAAUAUAAACCUGUGACCGAGCAUAGACAAUCACAAAACGCAUGAGCAUGACAGACGAGACAAUGAUGUCACGCCUCGGUGCCACUGUAUCGUCAAUAACAUCGGCGUGGAACACCACCGGAACCGGAAUCCACGUCCACCAGAAAGCGAUCACCCACUUGACUUUCUUCUGGGGCCACAAAACAGAUGUUCUUUUCAAAGGAUGGCCUGGUUCGAGCUCCGGUAUGUACGCGCUGGCCUUGAUCUUCGUUUUUGCUCUCGCAGUGAUCGUCGAGUGGUUCAACUAUUGCAGUAUCAUUAAGCCCGGAACGAACAAGAUCGCUGCCGGAUUUUUUAGAACUGGAAUGCAUACGGUGCGUACUGGACUUUCUUAUAUGGUUAUGCUAGCCGUUAUGUCUUAUAACGGGGGAGUUUUUCUUGCUGCUGUCGGUGGACAUGCCGUCGGGUUUGCGCUGUUUGCAAGAAAGGUUUUAAAGAAGUCGGAGAAGAAACCGGAUCUUCCUUCGGUUAAUAUUAAGUGUUGAAUUUUGGUUGCAGAAUUUAUUAAUUAUGUUUUAAAUUUAAAUAAGGGAAAUAUGUGAAUAAUACUCGUAUGGCUUUUGUAAGUUAAUUUCAGGUUUUUGUUUACUGGUAAUUUUCCUUCUUGAGUUCAAUAAUAAUUAAAUUAAUCAUCCGUA
This is a messenger RNA of Jatropha curcas, 961 nucleotides long. Its product is annotated as copper transporter 4. Gene Ontology annotation, cellular component: plasma membrane. NCBI's taxonomy places the organism in Eukaryota, Viridiplantae, Streptophyta, Magnoliopsida, Malpighiales, Euphorbiaceae. The record is from RefSeq and is a predicted model, not a curated record. Gene Ontology annotation, molecular function: copper ion transmembrane transporter activity. Gene Ontology annotation, biological process: copper ion transmembrane transport.